CACUAAUUGCGUUACUUUUCCUUCUCCAUUUUUCAUUAAAGCUGAAUGAGUGAAGCAGUGAGCGAGUGAGUGAGGUAUAACACAGAAUCAACCCUCAACCUCAACCUCAACCACAACCUUAUCUUCCUUCUUCUGUGUUCUGCUACCUCACUAUCUACACAUGCAAACUCCUCCAACACUGUAACUAAAAUUCUUCCUAUAACUGCACAAACUAUCUUAUUGCCGUUCUGCGUGUUGGAAAAACAUUUUGUUUUACCGACAACCCAUUUGGAAAAAGGACCCAUCUUUGAGGGAAAGAAUGGGAGGUGCCAAAUCUAGAUCUUCCAUUCUACUGCUCUUUCUCUUUGUGUUCUGUGUUUUUGCAAGGGCGCAACAACAGCAACCUAUAAAAAACGUUGUUGUUUUGGUUAUGGAGAACCGUUCCUUUGACCACAUGCUGGGGUGGAUGAAAGAGAGAAUAAACGCGUUAAUCGAUGGGGUCACGGGAGAUGAAUGCAACCCUGUUUCUACUAAAGGUUCGAAGAAAGAUUCAAUUUGCUUCACUGAUGAUGCGGAGUUCGUGGAUCCGGAUCCGGGGCAUUCAUUUGAAGAUGUGUUGCAGCAGGUAUUCGGGUCUGGUUCGAUCCCUUCCAUGAAUGGAUUUGUGGAGCAAGCAUUGUCCGUGUCUCAGAACCUCUCCGAGACUGUGAUGAAAGGGUUUAAGCCCGAGGCUGUGCCGGUUUAUGCUGCUUUGGUUAAGGAAUUUGCUGUUUUUGAUAGGUGGUUUUCUUCAAUCCCUGGUCCAACACAACCCAAUAGGCUUUUUGUGUACUCAGCAACCUCUCAUGGUUCCACAAGUCAUAUCAAGAGGCAGUUAGCGAAAGGGUACCCUCAAAAAACCAUCUUUGACUCUCUGCAUGAGAAUGGCCUGGACUUUGGGAUUUACUUUCAGAACAUACCCACAACUUUGUUCUAUAGGAAUCUGAGGAAAUUGAAGUACGUAUUCAAGUUCCAUCAGUAUGAUUUGAAGUUCAAGAGAGAUGCCAGAAAUGGGAAGCUUCCACCCUUGGCUGUGAUUGAGCCUAGGUACUUUGACUUGAAGGGCUUGCCUGCGAAUGAUGACCACCCAUCUCACGAUGUUGCACAUGGCCAAAUGCUGGUUAAAGAGGUUUACGAGGCUCUAAGAGCCAGCCCUCAGUGGAAUGAAACACUUUUCAUCAUUACAUAUGAUGAACAUGGUGGAUUUUUUGAUCAUGUCAAGACCCCUUUUGUCAACAUUCCAAAUCCAGAUGGCAACACCGGACCUGCUCCCUAUUUCUUCAAGUUUGAUAGGUUAGGGGUUCGGGUUCCUACUAUUAUGAUCUCUCCUUGGAUCAAGAAAGAAACUGUGAUAAGUGGUGCCAAAGGACCUGCUGAAAACUCAGAAUUUGAGCACUCUUCUAUUCCUGCAACCAUAAAGAAGAUCUUCAACCUUUCCUCCAACUUUUUGACCCACAGGGAUGCUUGGGCUGGGACAUUCGAGCAUGUUGUUGGAGAGUUAAGUUCACCCAGAACGGAUUGCCCAGUGACUUUGCCGGACGUGACCCCACUAAGGAGCACUGAAGCAAAAGAAGAUGCAGGCUUGUCUGAAUUUCAGAGUGAGAUAGUUCAAUUGGCAGCAGUUCUUAAUGGGGAUCAAUUUUUGAGCAGUUUCCCUGAUGAAAUGAGCAAGAAGAUGAGUGUGAAGGAAGCUCAUGAGUACGUUCGAGGAGCUGUCUCAAGGUUCAUAAGAGCCAGCAAAGAGGCAAUCAAGUUAGGGGCUGAUGAAUCUGCCAUUGUGGAUAUGAGGUCCUCUCUCACUACUAGGUCUUCAGUGCAUAAUUAAUACAAAGCAAAACGAAAAAAACAACAAAGAGAAAAGAAAGUUGUGUGGCUAUCACUGUAUCUAAGUAUUAUAGUUUUGGGUCAUCUGAUAAUUCUUGUGCUAGAUUUUGCUGUUGUGAAAGUGGAAUGCUAUAGAAGGGUGAAGGGUGUUUGCUAGAUUGCUAUGAGUAUCAGUUGGUUGUGAAAGGACGGAAGUCUCUCCAGGUGACAAAGUCUCUGCCUGAUAGAAUUUAAGGAAAUUUAAGAAAAAUAAUCAAGAAAAUGAUGGGUUGGCAAGUGAGUAAUUUCGAAAUAGAAAACUCCAUUGCUGUUGUACAAAGUACCAACUCAUAAUAUUAAUGAAGCUCCAUAAUUUUUAUCA
Molecule: messenger RNA, 2203 nt
Organism: Vigna unguiculata (cowpea)
Lineage: Eukaryota; Viridiplantae; Streptophyta; Magnoliopsida; Fabales; Fabaceae
Gene: NPC6
Product: non-specific phospholipase C6
Biological process (GO): phospholipid catabolic process
Molecular function (GO): hydrolase activity, acting on ester bonds
Source: RefSeq, a predicted model, not a curated record